GAUGAUUGCAAUUAGCAACCCAUUCUUGACAGCACUCAUAUCAAGAAAUAAAUAUCACAACAUCGUGUCUCUCUAUCACACAUAAACUACGUAUCAAUCCUCUCUAAGCUAGUAGCGUCUUUCUUCACUUCGCACGUUCUACUUUUCUAUCAAAUAUCUCCCCACAUUGUUUCUCUGUCGAACAAGACAAACGCUUCUCAAACACUUCCAUUUUAAAUAUUUAUAUUCCCUUUUGAAGACCCGCAAUAUCAUAUCUUCAGCUUGAAGAAAAGGUGUGUUCUAUCCCGCUCUCCCUCUGUUUCUCUCUCCACCCAUCUUUGAUUUCACAUAAAGAUAUGGUGAAUCCAGGAUUGUUUUCUGGGAAUAAGUCCGUGAAUUCAGUGAAAGUAAGCUUCCGGAUACCGUAUUUUACCCAAUGGGGUCAGAGCUUGCUGGUGUGUGGCUCUGUUCCAGUGCUUGGUGCCUGGAAUGUGAAGAGGGGUGUGUUGCUCAGUGUUGUUCAUCAAGGGAGUGAGCUCAUCUGGGGUGGAAGCAUCACAGUGCCAAGAGGGUUCCAAUGCCAGUAUAGCUAUUAUGUUGUAGAUGAUAAGAAAAAUGUACUGAGAUGCGAGAUGGGGAAGAAGCGCGAACUGAUACUACCCGAAGGUGUUCAAAGUGGACAGGAGGUCGAGUUCCGUGAUCUUUGGCAGGCUGCCUCAGAUUCCCUCCCUUUCAGAAGUGCUUUCAAAGAUGUCAUUUUUAGGCAAAGCUGGGAUUUGAGCGAAGCAACUGUAGGAGACAACCACAUUAAUUUUGAACCAGAAAGAGAAGCUGUCUUGGUCCAAUUCAAAAUUUCCUGCCCUAAUGUUGAGAAAGACUCAUCAAUAUAUGUCAUUGGUAGCAACACAAAGUUGGGUCAGUGGAAAGCUGAAAAGGGACUAAAACUCAGCUAUUUUGGCGAAUCUGUCUGGAAAGCUGAAUGUGUGAUGCAAAGGAGUGAUUUUCCAAUAAGAUAUAGAUAUGGAAAAUAUGAUAGGAGUGGUAACUUUUCUGUAGAGAGUGGUUCGAACCGAGAAGUUUCUACCAACUCCACAAGGAAUGAUGUGAAAUAUAUUUUUCUCUCAGAUGGCAUGCUGCGGGAAACACCUUGGCGUGGUGCUGGCGUAGCUAUCCCUAUGUUUUCUGUUAGGUCGGAAUCUGAUCUGGGUGUUGGAGAGUUUCUCGACCUUAAGUUGCUAGUUGACUGGGCUGUAGCAUCUGGUUUCCAUUUAGUUCAACUUUUACCUAUCAAUGAUACAUCUGUGCAUGGGAUGUGGUGGGAUUCUUAUCCAUACAGUUCACUAUCGGUCUUUGCAUUGCAUCCAUUGUACCUAAGAGUACAGGCUCUUUCCAAGAACAUACCGGAGGAGAUCAAGAAAGAGAUUGAAAAGGCCAAACAGCAAUUAGAUCAGAAGGAUGUUGAUUAUGAAGCUACAAUGGCCACUAAACUCUCAAUUGCGAAGAAAGUUUUUGCUCAAGAGAAAGAUUUGAUACUCAAUUCAAGUUCCUUCCAGCAGUUCUUUUGUGAGAAUGAGGGUUGGUUGAAACCCUAUGCUGCUUUCUGUUUCCUGCGAGACUUCUUUGAAACAUCAGAUCGUAGUCAAUGGGGUCGUUUUGCCCAUUAUUCAGACGAUAAGCUAGAAAAGCUUGUAUCGAAGGACAGCCUGCACUAUGAGAUAAUUUGCUUCCACUACUAUGUUCAAUAUCAUUUACAUUUACAAUUAUCAGAAGCUGCAUUGUAUGCGAGAAAGAAGGGAGUAAUAUUAAAGGGAGACCUUCCUAUUGGAGUUGACAAAAACAGUGUGGACACCUGGGUCUAUCCAAAUUUGUUUCGAAUGAACACUUCUACCGGAGCACCUCCAGAUUAUUUUGAUAAAAAUGGCCAGAAUUGGGGUUUCCCUACUUAUAAUUGGGAAGAAAUGUCAAAGGACAAUUAUGGCUGGUGGCGAGGUCGAUUGACGCAGAUGGCAAAAUAUUUUACGGCUUACAGGAUUGAUCACAUAUUGGGAUUCUUUCGAAUAUGGGAACUUCCGGAUCAUGCUAUGACUGGUCUAGUUGGAAAAUUCCGGCCAUCUAUACCUCUUAGUCAGGAAGAACUUGAAAGAGAAGGGAUAUGGGACUUUAAUCGCUUGAGUCGCCCAUAUAUUAAGCGGGAACUAUUAGAGGAAAAAUUUGGAGCUGCUUGGACAUUUGUUGCAACAACUUUUCUCAAUGAAUUCGACAAGAACAUCUAUGAGGUCAUGUGGUUUGUGCAACCGCUAUCAAUCAACCAAGAUUCAUUUGAACUGCUACUGGAGAAACAGGUCUUUUCCAGCAAAGAAAUAGUGGAUGACCCAUUUUUCCGCAAUGUUGACAAGUUCAAGGAGGAUAGCAACACAGAGAAAAAAAUUGCUUCCAAACUGAAAACUUGUGCAGAAAGUUCUGUAUUGUUGGAGAGUGAAGAGAAACUGCGGCGCAAUCUCUUUGAUCUUUCACAGAAUAUAGUUUUAAUCCGUGAUCCAGAGAAUCCAAGAAAAUUUUAUCCUCGUUUCAACCUUGAAGAUACCUCAAGUUUCCAGGAUUUGGAUGAUCAUAGCAAGAAUGUUCUUAAAAGAUUAUACAAUGACUACUAUUUCUGUCGUCAAGAGAAUCUUUGGAGGCAAAAUGCAUUGAAGACCCUGCCUGUACUUCUAAAUUCAUCAGACAUGCUGGCCUGUGGUGAAGAUUUAGGCCUCAUUCCAUCUUGUGUCCAUCCUGUUAUGCAAGAAUUGGGAUUAGUUGGGUUGCGCAUUCAGCGUAUGCCCAGUGAAGCUGAUCUGGAAUUUGGUAUUCCUUCUCAGUACAGCUACAUGACGGUAUGUGCCCCAUCAUGUCAUGAUUGUUCUACCUUGCGUGCUUGGUGGGAAGAAGAUGAAGAUAGAAGACUCCGGUUUUUCAAGAAUGUGAUGGAGUCCAAUGAACUGCCGCCAGAUCAAUGUGUUCCAGAAGUUGCACAUUUUAUUAUAAGGCAACAUUUUGAAGCUCCAUCAAUGUGGGCAAUCUUCCCUCUUCAGGACUUGUUAGCAUUAAAAGAAGAAUAUACAACACGCCCUGCAACAGAGGAGACAAUCAAUGACCCUACAAAUCCCAAGCACUAUUGGAGAUACCGUGUGCAUGUGAGUUUGGAAUCAUUGAUUAAGGAUAUUGACCUUCAAACCAAUAUCAAAGAUCUUGUACGUUGGAGUGGAAGAUCACUCCCUAAGGAAGAAGCUUCAGGAGUAGAUGCCAGCGUAGUGGCAGCAUUGUCAGUAGCAGAAGCUGUUACUGUGUUGUCAGUAGCAGAAGCUGUUUCUGAGAAACAGAAGUUUUCCAGUGCCACGGAAAAGCCUGUUCUUGUCAAAUAAAAAUUGUGGAUGAUGUUCAGCCCUUCAAAUCAUGUCCCAUAACCUGCUAAGAUGGAGUUAGUAAUAAGGAGCAUAUGUGUUAUGUUUUCAUCUGUUCCUGUUAUGUUUCUUAAAGAACAAUGCAAAUAAAUCUCGAAGCAUGUAUUAUUAUCUCUAAGUUUUAGCUAUUAAGAGAAAUGAUAGAAAUACAUUCUCUUA
This is a messenger RNA of Vigna angularis (adzuki bean), 3578 nucleotides long. RefSeq names its product 4-alpha-glucanotransferase DPE2. Bases 336 to 3380 code for a protein of 1014 amino acids. Gene Ontology annotation, molecular function: 4-alpha-glucanotransferase activity; starch binding. Gene Ontology annotation, biological process: carbohydrate metabolic process. The record is from RefSeq and is a predicted model, not a curated record. Lineage: Eukaryota; Viridiplantae; Streptophyta; Magnoliopsida; Fabales; Fabaceae. The transcript is spliced from 25 exons.